AUGGCCAUCACGGAAAGGACCUUGGUGGCCACCAGAGCCAAUGAUGGGGACAAGGGUCACGGUGGCCUCGGUGACAUCGUGGAGCAGCCCCCGGUGUCGUGUCCGUCCAUGGAAUCAGCACCAGGGAGCUGCUCUCGGGGUGUCACAACCACCAGCUGCCACCAUUGGUGGCACCUGCCAGGGGUGGCAGCCGAGGGGACUUGGUGGCCUUGGUGGCUCCGUCUUGGCACCCUCAAUGUCACUUGGAGGAACCGGGCUUCAACGGCCGUGGUGGCCGUCACCGAUGUCACAGUUGCUUCCGGAGUGUUUGUGGCCGCGGUUGUCCCCGGUGUCACCUCCGCUGGCCCGUGUGGGUGCCGGGACAUGAUCGACUGUCCCAUCUGCAAACAUCAGUGUUACUUGAAGGACAUCGUGGAAAACUAUUUCUUAAGGGACAACGGGACCGAUGACAACCGCAGUUCGAGCCAGGCCCUGCACUGCGCCCUGCACAAGCAGGAGCCCCUCGUGCUCUUCUGUGACACGUGUGACACCCUCACGUGCCGCGACUGCCAGCUCAGCGCCCACAAGGACCACCAGUACCAGUUCCUGGAGGACGCGGUGAGGACCCAGCGCAAGGUGUUGGCGUCGCUGGUGAAGCGCCUGGGUGACAAACACGCCAGCCUACAGCGUUCCACCAAGGAAGUGCGCAGCUCCAUCCGCCAGGUGACGGACGUGCAGAAGCGGGUACAGGUGGACAUCAAGAUGGCCAUCCUGCAGAUCAUGAAGGAGCUCAACAAGCGCGGCAAGGUGUUGGUGAGCGACGCCCAGAAGGUGACGGAGGGGCAGCAGGAGAAGCUGGAGCGGCAGCACUGGGCCAUGACCAAGCUGCAGCGGCACCAGGAGCACGUGCUCCGCUUCGCCUCCUGGGCCCUCGAGAGCGACAACAGCACCGCGCUGCUGCUCUCCAAGAAGCUGGAGGAGGAGCAGGAGGCUCCCAUCGGAGACGCCCAGGACACCAACCCGCCGGGCCCGGUGGCCGAGCACCCCGGGGUGCCGCCUGUUGCCGCGCCGGGGUCCUUGGCGGCCGCCUGUUGCCGCGUGUGUCGCCGCGCCGGCGCCGUGGUCAUGUGCUACCGCUGCGAGCACUGCUACCACCUCGACUGUCACCUCCCCGCCCUGCAGGAGGUCCCCAGCCCCGAGUGGAGGUGUCUGCUGUGCCAGGACCCCCCGCACGAGGACGUCACCACCGGCUUCCCCUGUCCCGAGGAGGGGACACCCCGCAAGCUCUCGGCCCCGGACCAACAGAAAUGCCAACGCGUCUUGCUGGAGCUGCUGUGCCACGAGCCCUGCCGGCCCCUGCACCGGCUUUCCAGCUCUCCGGGCCGGGCCGACGCCGUCGACCUCACCCUGAUCCGGGCCAAGCUCCUGGAGAAGCUGUCGCCUCCCUACGGCUGCGCCGAGGAGUUCGCCCGCGACGUGUGGAGGAUGAUCCGCCAGUUCAACACGCUCACCGAGGACAAGGCGGACGUGCAGUCCAUCCUGGGCCUGCAGCGCUUCUUCGAGGCCCGGCUCAACGCCGCCUUCGGCGACCGCAAGUUCUCGGCCCUGCUCGGCCCCGUCGUCCCGCUGGACGAGGCCGAAGGCUCCCGGGCCUCUCCCGCCGGCCCCCUGGGCCCGUGACCG
Tinamus guttatus (white-throated tinamou) is the source of this 1662-nucleotide messenger RNA. The record is from RefSeq and is a predicted model, not a curated record. Lineage: Eukaryota; Metazoa; Chordata; Aves; Tinamiformes; Tinamidae.